UGAAAAUGCCGACACGAAGCCAAGAAAGACAACAAGGAAGCACUUACUAAGUACUAAAGCAGCAUAGCUACACUCCCUCUUGUAUAAGCUCAAGCUUGCAUCUUUGCUCAUACAUUACUAGAGCAGCUCCUUCUGCUCCCUCAGUCAAAACGUUCUCCACCAGGCUCGCUUCGGCGCACAAUCAGCACAACUCUAAGCGGACCGGCUCCGGCGUAGAGAUAGACCAAGUGCUUCACUUCUAAAAAGACUUGUAUGCCAUCCUCCAGCAAAGCUGCUUAUCAUCCGUUAUCAACCAUGCCAAACGAAUCUACAACAACGCUCGAGGAUCAACCUGAUCUCAAGCACAGAGACCCGCUGCACGCAUCUAAUCUCGAGCUGCGCAAACCGUCAUCUCUCUCCUCCCAACCAAGUUUUGAUACCACUGUCACAUAUGGUCGAAGCGGAAUCGCAGGCAUCUUUAGCAACAAGUACGUUGUAUUGUGCUGUGGCCUUGCCAGCAUAGGCGGUCUCAUCUUUGGUUGCGAUCAAGGAUUGGUUGCCAUCAUCCUAACUCUACCCAUCUUCAAGAAACGCUUUCAUGAAAUUGACAGCGCUGUGGACGGUCACGCUGCCUUCAACAAGGGUUUGUUGACGGCAUUGAUUGAGCUUGGCGCUCUUCUUGGUGCAGCCAACCAAGGUUGGAUCGCCGACAAAUACUCCCGUCGCUAUUCUAUGUUGAUUGCCAUUGUCUGGUUUGUCAUUGGCAGCAUCAUCCAGACUGCUGCGAUUGACUAUGCCAUGCUCGCUGCUGGUCGUUUCUUGGGCGGUAUUGCAAUUGGCAUGCUAUCUAUGGUCGCACCACUCUAUAUGAGUGAAAUCGCUCCACCGGAGAUUCGUGGAAUCUUACUCGUGCUUGAAGAAUGGUCUAUCGUAUUUGGUAUUGUUCUCGCGUAUUGGGUCACGUAUGGCACACGGCUUUUGGGUGGCGGACUGUCGGAGUGGACGUACCGACUUCCAUUUUUGCUACAAAUUGUGCCAGCAAUCGUGCUGGGUUGCGGCAUUAUCUUCUUGCCAUUCAGUCCUCGCUGGCUCGCAUCGAAGGGCAGGGAUGAAGAAUCUCUCGUUGCACUCUGCAAGCUGCGUCAACUUCCCUCAGAUGAUCCACGAGUCCGUCUUGAAUGGACACAAAUCAGAGCAGAAGUGGCAUUCCAGCAAGAAACGCAGGCAGAGCGGCAUCCAAACCUUCAAGGUUCCGGCAAGCUCAAUGCACUUCGACGAGAAUUGGCAAUGUGGGCAGACUGCUUCCGUCGUGGCUAUUGGCGUCGAUCCAUGGUUGGCAUGGGACUCAUGUUUUUCCAACAAAUGGUGGGAAUCAAUGCGCUCAUCUACUAUGGACCUACCUUGUUUGAAUCGCUUGGCCUCUCCUAUGAGAUGCAAUUGUCUAUGGCUGGUGUCAUGAAUGUAUGUCAAUUAAUUGGUGUCACAGGCUCCAUCUUCUUUAUUGAUAAUGUUGGCCGUCGACCUAUGCUGAUGCUUGGCUCUGCUGCUACCUGCGCUUCUCAAGUCGUCGUCGCGGUCCUCGUUGCUUUGUAUCACGACAAGUGGCCUGCAAAUGAGGCUAAAGCUUGGGGUGGUGUGGCUGCAAUUUUCUUCUACAUGGUCGCAUUCGGUCUCACACUCGGUCCUAUUCCUUGGGCUAUGCCGUCGGAGAUUCAAUCGAGUUCUUUGCGAGCCAAAGGUGUGGCUCUCGCGACUUGCUCAAAUUGGUUCUGGAACUUCGUUAUUGGUUUGAUUACACCACCCUUGAUUGACGGCACAGGCUACGGUGCCUAUGUCUUCUUCGGGGCUUUUUGCUUUCUCUGUGGCAUUUGGGUCUACUUUUUCGUUCCCGAAACAGCAGGACGCAGCUUGGAAGAAAUGGACAAGGUCUUUGGCGACUCGGCAGGCACGCAAGAGGAGGAACGUCGGCGAACGAUACUGGCUGAGAUGGUGCGACAAGAUGGACAACCUUCAGUUUAAGUAGAACACUCCAGCACGAUUUUCUAUACGUGUAUGAAUCGCAGCAUAUCAAGACGUCC
This is a messenger RNA of Protomyces lactucae-debilis, 2057 nucleotides long. RefSeq names its product putative MFS monosaccharide transporter. Gene Ontology annotation, biological process: carbohydrate transport; transmembrane transport. Gene Ontology annotation, molecular function: carbohydrate:proton symporter activity. The record is from RefSeq and is a predicted model, not a curated record. Gene Ontology annotation, cellular component: membrane. NCBI's taxonomy places the organism in Eukaryota, Fungi, Ascomycota, Taphrinomycetes, Taphrinales, Protomycetaceae. The coding region runs from base 253 to 1998 and encodes 581 amino acids. The transcript has 5 exons.